AUGUUCGCUUUCUUCGCUUGGCCUGUUGUUUUCGUGCUUAAGCUCUUUGGCUUUGGACCUCUCGGUCCCAUUGCAGGAUCAUUCGCUGCCUGGGCUCAGGCCUUCUUUUACGGCGGAGCUGUUCCUGCCGGCGGCCUCUUUGCGUUGUGUCAGCACAUCUCCAUGACUUGGUUUCUCUAUACAGGAUCAUUCGCUGCCUGGCUUGGGAGCUUCUUUUACGGCGGAUUCCUUGCAUGGUUUCUCCGUACAGGACCAUUUGCUGCCUUCUUUCAGCGCUUCUUCUACGGCGCAGGUGUUCCUCUCGACGGAAUCUUUGCGUGGUUUCGGCGCACUACCAUGAAUUGGUUGCUCCGUACAGGAUCAUUCGCGACCUUCUUUCAGCGCUUCUUCUUCCACGCCGCAGGAGUUCCUCCCGGUGGAUUCUUUGCGUGGCGUCAGCCCAUCGCCAUGACUUGGUUUCCCCGUACAGAAUCAUUUGCUGCCUUCUUUCAGCGCUUCUUCUACGGCGCAGCAGUUCCUCCCGAGGGAUUAUGUGCGUGGUGUCAGCGCUUCAAUAUGACUUGGUUUACCUAG
Molecule: messenger RNA, 573 nt
Organism: Colletotrichum graminicola M1.001
Lineage: Eukaryota; Fungi; Ascomycota; Sordariomycetes; Glomerellales; Glomerellaceae
Exons: 2
Coding region: 1-573 (190 amino acids)
Cellular component (GO): membrane
Source: RefSeq, a predicted model, not a curated record